AUGGAAGGGCAGGAGGUCACUCUUAUUCCACAGCGGAAGGAAAAAUACAUAGGGGAGGACAUUGUCUAUUUUGAAGAUUCCAUCCUUGGAAAGGGCCAAUUCGGUACUGUCUACAAGGGCUACUGCAAAUCUAGAAAGCGUGAGGUAGCUGUAAAAAUAUUCCACGAUAUCACACCCUUCUGCGCAUCACAUGCAUCUUAUCUCUACUUCAACGAAGACGCCAGCGAUGAGGCGGCUAGAGCAGGGAGGGUGCCACCGCCACAGGAAAUCAAUGCUCUCGCCCAACUCAAGUCGCGCAACUGCCCCAACGUUAUUGGUAUGUAUGACUCAUGGAUCAAGAAAACUGACCCAGAAAAUUCCAAUAGGGUUUACGUCAUCGUCACAGAGUAUUGCCCCGGUGGCGAUCUGCAUCAUUGGAUGCAAACCAAAGGCAAAGUGAGCGAGGGCGUUGCCCGCAGCCUCAUCUACCAACUGUGUAAUGCCUUGCUUGUUUUCAAAUCAGAGUGCAUUAUUCAUCGCGACAUCAAGCCAGCCAACUUACUUCUUACUAGCAAAAAUCUUGAAGAGGCAGUGCUCAAGGUUGCGGACUUCGGAAUGGCCAAGGUUGCGGCCACAAACCCCAUAUGCGACACUAAAGUGGACCGUGAGGCCACGGUGGUUUCCAGUGUUCUCUUUCACUCCACACUUGGCACUCCCAUGUACAUGUCUCCUGAACGAAUACGACAAAAGCCGUACAGCUACAAAGCAGAUGUGUAUUCGGCCGGAAUGGUGCUUUACGAACUCAUGGUCGGUCGUCCUGUGCGCGCCACGCGUCCUGCGCAGCUUCUCAUGGCUGUUCCUGAUGCCAUCCAACACGAGGUAUCGCGCCACAAAGCUGGUACUCCUCUUUGGUUAGAUCUACUGCAAGGCAUGACGUCUGAGGACCCUCAGAAACGUCUUUCAGUGGAGGCGGUGUUGCGGCAUCCAUGGUUUGCGCUCGAAAAUGGAACCCCUUUACCACCCCCAACUAUUCCCCUGCUCUCUCUCGAGGAACAGACGUGGCGGGCGGUCGAAGGAAGUGGAUUCGCCAUGUAUCCCUCGUCAUUGAGUUCUGUGUCUUUACCUGGGCCCUCAGCCCCACCAGAUGCCGUGCAGAAUCCGCCACUCCUUUCAGAGAGCUGCAGCUACAAGGGAAGUGCGGGAGAUUCUCCCCUCACUGAGGCAGAGGAUUUGAGGAGGGAUGCAACUUGGUGGACGACACUGUCUGUGUCAGGACCGAUACCCGCCUCUUAUGAUGUGGACCCUACAUUGCCAACUUCCUGUGGGCCUUAUGUUGUUACGUACGCUGUGCGCAACUUCGUCUGGUGCGUUCUAUUGUACGUCGUGGAGGCGGAGGCAGAAGCGGCUGGCGUCCUAAUUAUCCUGUCGUUUCUCAUGGAGCUGAUUCAAAGUGGUUACUCAGCUUUCAUUCAGGAUGUGGAGCAGAUGGGUGGCCUGCGCCUUCCGCAGCAUUUUGUCUUCCUCAAUGACGUGUGGCACGGGCUCCUUAAUCACCUGAAUGCGUUAGUUGCACACCACCGGCGACGGCUUCCACCUCGUCUAUGGCAGAGGCUCUAUCCGAGGGCGGAAGCCAUCGUUCUUCGUAAGGCUCUUUCGUACAUUCAAGAGGAUGCCUUUUCCGAUGCAACUAGUGGCGAUGCCCGCAUACUCCACGGAGGAGAUUCCGUUGCAAACUUUUCUGGGGAAGAGGCGUGGGGUGAAGAAAAGGCAUCGGCAGCGACAACCCAUGUGGAGCUUGAGACUCAGAGGUUGCUAGGAGGAUACGAGAAGGCCUUGGCUCUCCUUCGAGUUCUGGCACAGCAGGCUAUCCUUACGGACGAUGAGGCUACAGGCCAAACAUUUUCCACAUACUCCCCACGCGGUGCGCAUCACGAUAUAGAUAUUCAUCAACAUGGACAACAGGGAUAUGUGAGUAUGGAGGCCCCUAGCACCAGGUCUUCACUGAAGUACCUUGUCCACGUUCCUGUUCUUGCGCCAUUUGAAGACGAGGAGGAUCUGUUGAUGGUGCAUACUAUUUUGCAAAGGCUGUCUUCUCACAUGGCACGGACUGGAGCGGGGUGA
Phytomonas sp. EM1 is the source of this 2100-nucleotide messenger RNA. The record is from the annotation of a GenBank genome assembly. Lineage: Eukaryota; Euglenozoa; Kinetoplastea; Trypanosomatida; Trypanosomatidae.